Molecule: messenger RNA, 1547 nt
Organism: Trifolium pratense (red clover)
Lineage: Eukaryota; Viridiplantae; Streptophyta; Magnoliopsida; Fabales; Fabaceae
Product: E3 ubiquitin-protein ligase CIP8-like
Exons: 1
Coding region: 283-1281 (332 amino acids)
Biological process (GO): protein ubiquitination
Cellular component (GO): cytoplasm
Molecular function (GO): ubiquitin protein ligase activity
Source: RefSeq, a predicted model, not a curated record
GGAUUAGAAAAAAUAGAUUUUCCUAAAGUAAACAGUAUUUUUCUAUUUAUUGAUUGAUUGAUUUAUUUUAUCCUUGAAAAUGAACCGUUAAAUAACACCACUAAAAUAAUAAUUUUAAAUAAGAAAGAUCCAUUAUCAUUUUGUAAUUCGAUAAUAUUAUUUUAUCCAAAAAAAAAUAUUAUUAAUUUCAAGGACCACUACUACCAAUGCUAUAGCAUUGUUCUAUCUCACAAAACAAAACGAUUCAAACGACAAAUCAACCACCACUUUCUCCGCCGUAUCAUGUCGGAAGCACCAUCUCAACCACCACCACCCGCCACCGAAACCCCUCCUCCAUAUUGGUGCUACCACUGCGACAAACGCGUCUCCGUCGAAACGGUCGCAAAUCUCCCCGACCUAAUCUGCGGCGAUUGCAAAAACGGUUUCGUCGAAUCCAUCACUACACCUUCUCGUUCUCGUUCACCUUCCUCUUCCUCCGAUGAUCCCUAUUUUGGUUCUCAAUUUCUUCAGGUUCUUCGCCUAAUCGCUCAAUCGUCGCGUGAAGACGACGCGUCUCCUCCACCUCCUCCAAGUCGUUCACCGGAGAACGAUUUCCUCAGGAUCGAACUCGGUGGUUGGGACCACAACGACGAAGAUAACGAUGAUGAUGAAUUUCAUAACGACGGUGAAGGUGAAGAUACCGAAGGUACCGUUGAGGAACAGGAAGAUCGAUCCGGAAACGAGGAUCCACACGGGGACGAUGAAGAUAUGAGACGAAGGAGACGCGAUCUAUUGCGUCAUCGAAUUAGGGAUUUGGCGACCCGAACCCGAAGCAUGCAGAAUCGGAUCUUGGAUUGGGCGGAGAUUCUAAUGGGACUGGAAGAUAAUUCAAUUGAGCUUCGUCUUCAGAUGCCGGAAUCGGACCGGUAUGUCGGCAAUCCGGAGGAUUAUGUUGAUGCGGCGGAGUAUGAGGCGUUGCUGCAGACUCUGGCGGAGAGUGAUGGAAAUGGAAGGAGAGGAGCUCCGCCGGCUUCAAAGUCAGCUGUGGAAGCAUUGCCGACGGUGAAGAUUGCGUCGGAGAGUGAGGUGGUUGCUUGUGCUGUAUGUAAGGAUAUGCUCGGUGUUGGUGAAUUGGUGAAGAGAUUGCCUUGUGGGCAUGAGUAUCAUGGAGAUUGCAUUAUUCCAUGGUUGAGUUGUAGAAAUUCUUGUCCUGUUUGCAGGUUUGAGCUUCCAACUGAUGAUAAGGAGUAUGAAGAAGAGAGAGCUUCGGGUUCGGGUCGUGGUGGAGCUUCCACCAUUUGAGUAUGUUCUCUUUUGCUGUAAUCUGUGUAAUCAUUGUAAUAUAUUUCAUGCUUUCAAUCAAUCUUUUUCUUUUCUUUUCUGUACUUCUUUUUUAAUUUUUGUUAUUAGUGUAAUUUCAUCAAAGCUUGCUCAAUCGAUGUUGUUUAUUUGAGGCUUUGACUAGUUGGCUUCUUGGCUCACAGAUGCUGAGAUACUUGUAUAUAGCAUUUGGAUCAAUGUGAUGUGAUCACAUUAUAUGGAAUUUUACUUUGUUGCGUUUGUGCUCA